UGACAAACAAUUAACUCCUAAAUAUCUUAAAUAUGUCCCCAUUUCGAUAUUAGCUAGUCCUUUAGUACAUACAAACGUUGAAGACAGACAGUCGCAUUAUGAAGACCUUGGUACAAGUGUCCGUUGUGAUCGCUAUAUUAAUCCAACAAGGAACAUGCUUACAGUGCAACGUCUGCAGUAGUGCCAUUUCAAUGGAUGAUUGCGCAGCGAGUCAGAAACUGAAACCCUGUGAAAAGGAUGAAGAUAAAUGUGCAUCGCUGCAAGAAAUGUACCAAGGUAGAAUGCAGUAUCACAAAUUCUGUUUACACGAAACCAUUAAUUGCAAAGAAGUUUGCACUAAAUAUAAUUCCAAUGGUAGCAAAUGCAGUGAUAAAGAUUUAGCUGAGUGUUGUCAAGGAGACGGAUGUAACGUGUAUUUCAACAAUUCAGCAAUAUCAACAUUGCCUUAUCUUACUUGCUUCAUUUUUGCAUUGUUUUCAUUACUUUGUUAUUAUUUUUAAUCAGAACUGUCUGUGUAGAUAUAUACCUUUAUUCAUAUGUUUAAUAUUUAAAAAAUAAUUUUAUAAUUUUCUUGAAUUUCUUGCUCUUUGAAACGAAUAAAAUAUAUAAAUUUUGUUAUCUUUGGUUUAAAUUACAAUAGGUGGAAUUUUUAGCUUAAUUUUACUUCGAGAAAUCCUAUUUUAGUAACAAUAUAGUAACAAUUAUGGCUUUUGAAAGUUGUUUUCUGCUAUAAACCUUGUUUUUAAAUACAGGUCAAAAAUAAAGUGAUUUUAAAAUUUUAUAUCUUUGUAAAGCUGAAACAAAAAGUGCGGAAAAAGUGUCUAUAUUUGUUUAUAUUUUCCAACAUUUGUUAGUGCGGGUGUAUACGUCGAUGUCAAAAUGAUAUUGUUUACAAUUGCAGUCAACCAUUUUUCCACAACUUUCGACCCCCCUCAGUCAAUCAACGUAUUUGAACUAGAGAGAAAUUAAUUUUACACACUUUACGUGAGUUGAAAAAUGCCCGCUCUCCCCUAUUGACUAGCGUCAACUUAAGCAUACCACCCCUCCCCUGUAACAGUUACGUCAUUUGUGAACAUCCAAACAUUUUUUUUAUUUUGUAAUUUCUUGACACUACUAAAAAUGCUAGCAUAGGUCACAAAUUAACGUUGGGGCUUUACCAACCUCGUUCCCAGGGUAUUGUGGCCCCUGAGCCGUUAUUACGGUGUGGCCAACAAUAUCAACUUAUCAACAAGGCAAAAUGCCAUGGGAACGAGGUUGGGGCUUUACGUUACAUAUUAGUAGUACGUUUUUUUAAACAUAAAUGCAAUUUUUAUUGUUUUCAAUUUUAUUUUAAAUUUUUCAUUUUUCACUUGUUGUCAUUUUUAAUGAAUAAAUAUAUUACCCUAAAA
This is a messenger RNA of Hydractinia symbiolongicarpus, 1388 nucleotides long. RefSeq lists its product as uncharacterized. The transcript has 3 exons. The record is from RefSeq and is a predicted model, not a curated record. Lineage: Eukaryota; Metazoa; Cnidaria; Hydrozoa; Anthoathecata; Hydractiniidae. Bases 99 to 500 code for a protein of 133 amino acids.